AUGUGGAUCAUCAACUGGUUCUACGAUGUUUUGGCCUCGCUGGGUCUCCUCAAUAAGCACGCAAAGCUUUUGUUCCUCGGUCUUGACAAUGCCGGCAAGACGACGCUGUUGCAUAUGUUGAAGAACGACCGUGUCGCCGUCCUUCAGCCUACCGCACACCCCACCUCCGAGGAGCUGGCUAUCGGCAACAACCGCUUCACGACCUUCGAUCUCGGCGGUCACCAACAGGUCUUCUUUUCCCUUGAAUGGAACACAACUAACGACCAAUUCUUCACAGCCCGCCGUCUCUGGAAGGACUACUUCCCCGAAGUCAGUGGAAUCGUCUUCCUCGUCGACGCCAAGGACUACGAGCGCUUCCCCGAGUCCAAGGCCGAGCUCGACGCCCUGCUCGCCAUGGAGGAGCUCGCCAAGGUUCCCUUCCUCGUCCUCGGAAACAAGAUCGAUCACCCGGAUGCCGUCAGCGAGGAUGAGCUCCGCCACCAGCUCGGUCUCUACCAGACCACUGGUAAGGGCAAGGUUCCUCUCGAGGGAAUCCGGCCUAUUGAGGUGUUCAUGUGCAGUGUUGUUAUGCGUCAGGGAUAUGGCGAGGGCAUCAGAUGGUUGUCCCAAUACGUCUAA
This is a messenger RNA of Penicillium bovifimosum, 618 nucleotides long. RefSeq names its product Arf family GTPase SAR1 (gene sar1). Gene Ontology annotation, biological process: membrane organization; vesicle organization; intracellular protein transport. Gene Ontology annotation, molecular function: GTP binding; GTPase activity. Lineage: Eukaryota; Fungi; Ascomycota; Eurotiomycetes; Eurotiales; Aspergillaceae. The coding region runs from base 1 to 618 and encodes 205 amino acids. The transcript has 5 exons. The record is from RefSeq and is a predicted model, not a curated record. Gene Ontology annotation, cellular component: endoplasmic reticulum exit site; COPII vesicle coat.